AUGUGUAUCGCACAUUUUGCGCCGGGACUCUCGGCGAAACCUUUCCAGGGAUACCGCUGUGGCUGCUCCCAUUUGCAGGGGCACUUCCAGAUCGGCGUCAUGGAGAGUUUCGUUGUUGACAAGGGGCUUAUGAGUCGUAGAUACUUUCCAAGUUAUGCUAUAGAUUACCCAUUCAGCCACUCUUUGUUUGGAAUGGCCUACGUCCUUGUGGCCGAGCGUAAGAUGGUAUCAAUAAAGGACGGAGCGGUACUGAGGCUGUUGGCAGUGACUCUCAGUCACUUCCGCCUCGAAAUUCCAUCACAUCGCCAAGAUAUCAAGAUCACUCCAAGCCACUCCACUCACCUCGGAUCCGGAACAUCCAAAUGUGCACUUUUCUUUGGAGGCUUAUGGGUCUAUAGAACUUUCGCCCCCAUUGCCACUCGGCUCGGUUACAAGAGGCAUCCGGCGCGACUAUGGGGCGUUGCUGCGAUCUUGCUUGUCCAGCAACCACAUUUCUAUUUCGGAGCGGCGCCUUCUACUAAGUAUGGAGACUAG
This is a messenger RNA of Suillus subalutaceus, 534 nucleotides long. RefSeq lists its product as uncharacterized. NCBI's taxonomy places the organism in Eukaryota, Fungi, Basidiomycota, Agaricomycetes, Boletales, Suillaceae. The transcript is spliced from 5 exons. The record is from RefSeq and is a predicted model, not a curated record. Bases 1 to 534 code for a protein of 177 amino acids.